UGCAGUCACUCAAAUCACAGCAACUUCACAAAUUGAUUCUAACAAUCCUCUCUAUAUUCACUCAUCAGACUCCCCUGGGAUGAGCUUGGUAAACUUCAUCUUCGAUGGAAGAGGUUUCCAAGGUUGGAGAAGGACUAUUCUCAUUGCUCUUUCGGCCAAGAACAAGCUUGGGUUCAUCGAUGGAACCUGCAAGAUGCCAGACCCAGAUUCAUCAGGUUUUCAUGCAUGGAAUAGGUGCAAUGAUAUGGUAACUUCUUGGUUGCUUAAUUCUCUAUCAAAAGACAUAGCAGAUAGUGUAAUUUACUCAAAAACUGCUAAGGAUUUAUACACAGAUCUAGAGCAAAGGUUUGGACAAUCAAAUGGUGCUAAGUUGUUUCAUUUGCAAAAAGAACUAAGUGAUAUAGUUCAGGGAAACACUGAUGUAGCAGGUUAUUACACUAAGAUUAAGAGGCUUUGGGAUGAGCUAGACUCUUUAAACGCAGAUAACAAGUGCAACUGUAAUUGCACCUGUGGAGGUAAGGAUAAGCUAGACAAGUGUCUUCAAGAUGAAAGGCUAAUCAAGUUUCUAAUGGGGUUAAAUGAUACCUAUAGCUCAGCUAGAAGCAACAUUCUCAUGCUUAAACCUUUGCCUAGCCUAAACCAUGCUUACUCACUACUCUUGCAAGAUGAGAAUCAAAGGGAAUCCUAUGCUAAUGCAAAUGGAUACACAGGAUCCUCAUCUUUCAUGGCAGGAAAACAAGCAAACAUGAAUGCUCAUACAGAUAACCAAGCUUAUUCUGUUAAUCAAGUCUAUGCUGGACAGAAGAACGGGGGAACAAAUCAAGGAGGAUGGGAAAACAGGUCACAGCAAAGGUACCAAGUUAAGCAAAGCAACUUAUACUGUACCUAUUGCAAAAAGACAAAUCACACUAGGAAAGGAUGCUACAGGCUCAUUGGGUUUCCCCCUGAUUUCAAAUUCACCAAGGGAAAUAAAUUUCAACAACCUGCAGCAAAAAGCAACUCUGUGUCAGUUGAUGAAACUGAAGGGAUGAACAAAAUGAUGCAUGCUAACACAAGCAUGGCAAACAAUCCAAACCAUUACUUGACUGAUGAAGAAUACAAUGAGGCUGUCCUUCACUACAGAGGAAAGAAAAUGGCAGAAACUCCAACUCCUGGCACAACAUCUGAAUCUAUAGCACAUGGAAAUGUUAAUGCAGCUGCUGGCCCCUUUUAUGAAGAGGGCUCAAGCUUUUGGUGAAUCUAAGGAUGGACUAUUUCUUCUUCAACCUGAUAGGACCACUAAUAGUUUUUGUUCUAAGGGCAGUAGCAGUGUAGUAGGUUCAAAGAAAGUUUCUAAUUCUGUUUCAGUUUCAUUUUCUGUUCCCAUUUCCAUUCAAUCAAAAUCCGAUGUAAUUUUAUGGCAUAAAAGAUUGGGGCAUUUGCCUUUCCAUGCAAUGAAAUACAUUGGUUCUUUUA
This is a messenger RNA of Lycium ferocissimum, 1455 nucleotides long. RefSeq lists its product as uncharacterized. Lineage: Eukaryota; Viridiplantae; Streptophyta; Magnoliopsida; Solanales; Solanaceae. Bases 80 to 1237 code for a protein of 385 amino acids. The record is from RefSeq and is a predicted model, not a curated record. The transcript has 2 exons.